Messenger RNA from Megalopta genalis, 2909 nucleotides. Lineage: Eukaryota; Metazoa; Arthropoda; Insecta; Hymenoptera; Halictidae. The record is from RefSeq and is a predicted model, not a curated record.
AUAAUUGUUCCGCCAUGCUAACCGCGAAUGCAUUGUACAACAUUGUUCGUGCUAAUAUAAACAUUACGAUGAAGAAGAGAUGCGCGAAUAAUUCAUUAAAACAGCAAGAAGCUCAUGCAGGAAACAGAAGGAACAAGAGAUUAUCAUCUGUGCACACCGAGAUUGCAAUCUUAAAGCCAGCAAAGGAGUCGCGUAUCGCAAAUCCGACAAGAGCGAACCGGCCGAUCAUCGAAGAACUACUGUAACCGUGACAACAGUUCGAUAAGAAUAAAUACAAGGUGUGUCACGCAAAUGCGAUUGAGAGUACGCGCACGGGAAUCGUUCAUACGGCAUGGGUGAAAGUUAGCGAAAGAUAGAUGUGGAAUCCUUCGAACUAUAAAGAAAGUGCAUUCUGCCGAGAAGAUAGAAGAGUCAAUGACUUUCGAAUAGCAGUUUUCAUUCGUACGAGCAAACGAUCAGGUUUGGUUAGCUUAAGCGUUACGUCUAUGGACUUUCUUUCUAAUUUUCUAAUUGGGGGGAAAACGAGAUAAACUGGUCGACCAUAGCUAGCCAUAGCCAUGGAUUCAUGCAUAUGCCUAUAAUACUCUAAAAACGAAGACUCUAGCAUAUCUAAUUAAUUACAGCUUCAGAACAUUGGGCAAACAGCAAUCACUGUGUUAUUCACCAUUUUUUUUUAAAUUAGCAAUAAUCUUGUCAGUGGUUACCAAAUGGAAAACAUGUUUACAGAAAAUCCAAUUUACGACAUUGUGUACCUGUUAAAAACGGCUAAGAGAUUUAUACAGAACUCAUUAAAGAGUAGUAAAAUGGUAAACAUAAUCUGAGAUUAGAUGGUUUUAGUAAAAGAGAUAAACAAAAGAAUGAACAGAGAGGAAUAGAAAAGGAUAUAAGAAUAGAAAAAUUUAGAACAUGUGGGCAAUUGCGGUAGGAUCAGAAUGUGUAAAUCGGUCUCGUAACAAACCUGUUUGCUGGUCAGGCAAUUCUGGUUUUUAGAGAGGACCGGGUCACCAGUUGUUGGUUGUUACGUUUGGCUACCACCGGUUGUAGACUUGCACGUUAUCGGCAUUCACUAGGGAAAGGGAACCGCGUCCCGAUGACAACGUGAACAUGAAAGAUUCGCGCGACGACUGGUCCGCGCGAACAUCCACGACUUAUUAAAGCAAACGUCGGCCGUGAAAUUGCGCAAAGAGGAGGGAUCAAUGAGCGGCGGAGGCAUGAGUGUGGAUACAGUCUUUGACCGGCAUCGAUCCAGUCUGUUGAUCGAAACGCUACUAUUCAACUCCCCUAAAUCCAGGGUGCGAAUACAACCCCGCCUCGGCAACUGGUGAGACCUAAGCAACGCUUCGGCGGCUAAAGGACUUCUGGAAUCUAUCCUUCGCAGUGGCAAAUACAUUAGUGUUAGUAUUAAUUCCAAUGCUCAUCUGCGAAGGUAUAGACAAGUGACAUCUCAGUCAGUCCGCGGAAUCCAUCCAGUGGUGUGGACAAAAGUCUGAGAUGUCUGAAGUAGACUUCGAGGAGUUCGCGCUCUACUACGAUUUUGGUCGAAUAGUACUUAGCUCUCUUCUUGGGUCAAAUAUGAUAAAAAUUGUAGAAUGGACAGAUCACGAAUAUCUCGUUAUUCAUCGCCUCACGAUUUUUACCUCAAGAAAAUUUCCUUAUAGCCAACACGAGUCAAGACGUGGUCUUCCUCCUUCUAAUAUACCUUGCUCUGUCCAGGCAUGGUCUACCGCAUAUAACGUCGAUUAGCAUAAGUCCAAAAACUACGUCCGGUCAGAGCUGGCUGUUUUAGCUGGCACAGAUAACUCUUCGAAUGAAAGAUAAUCGAUAAAGAUAAUUCCCCGAAUCCAUGGCAGUUGAUUAUUAUUUAAAAGGCGCUACAAUCUAGCUAGAGCGUCCUCGACUGUGGAGGAAAUAGUUCUUCUGUCCUAGGUAAUUCAUAAGUGUGGAAGGAACUGGACCUUUGAUCAGUUUAGUCAACUCGGGAAUGUUACGGACAGGGAAAGUUUGUCUGUAUUAAUGAGCAGCACCGUUGAUCUCUACGGGAGUUCUGGCUGGACACGAUGUGCGGAUGAAAAAUUAAUCCGACAAAUGGUUGAUCCCGUUAGCGUUCUCUAUACAUGUGAAGUGUACUGGAGCAUGGGAGAAAGUACUGAUUGAGAAAUUGAAGAACUCCCGCUUGAAUGAACUUUCAAAGGGACUGCUCUGCUUAAUGACGACACUAAAUGCGCGAAGUCAACAGGAAAGACGACAGUAAAAAAAUGCGUACCGCCGCGAUGGUUUCCCGUUUUCUUUUAGGUUUACCAAGAUUUUCACGUGUAAAGCAUUUGGAGUGCGCUGAUACACAAGGAAAAUAUUUAUGAAUCAUCAGAUAUCAUCCUAAUGCGGUUGAACUUUCACUCAUACUGAUUGUUCGGCAGAAUGGUUCUAAUAUCCGAGCCGUUAUUGUUUGUACUAGCUUUAAUCGAUACCGGUUCAGUACUUUUUCUCCUGGUGUAUUUCCUCAUAACAUUAUCGGACUUAGAAUGUGACUAUAUAAAUGCUCGUCAGUGUUGUACAAAGCUGAACACGUGGGUGGUAACAAAACUUGUAGCACAUUUAUUCUUAGAAUGUAUGUUGUUACUCCAUGGACAAUUUAUAUUAUUCUAUGUGAACUUACCAAUGACACUAUGGUUACUCUACGAAUAUUAUGGAGUUCCCAAAGGUAAUAUGGGUGUCUAUGAUCCCACAGAGAUUCACAACCAUGGCCAAUUAAAGAGGCAUAUAAGAGAUUGUAUGAUCUAUCUUGGAUAUUAUCUUAUAUUCUUUUUUAUUUACCUGUACUGCAUGAUCAUUGCAUUACUGAAAGGAGAUCCAAUUAAUAGAGAUGAAGCAGAUAUCGUGGAAUCAUAACAAGUUUAACAAUACUAGCAACA